This is a messenger RNA of Miscanthus lutarioriparius, 303 nucleotides long. NCBI's taxonomy places the organism in Eukaryota, Viridiplantae, Streptophyta, Magnoliopsida, Poales, Poaceae. The record is from the annotation of a GenBank genome assembly.
AUGGCGCAGGUCACCGGCGGCAGCAAGGGGAUCGGGCACGCGGUCGUCGAAGAGCUUCAGGAGUCCCAUCGCCUGUGGGCGGAGAAGGGGCUCGACGUCACCGUCACCGUCUCCGUCUGUGAUGUCUCCGUGCCGUCCGACCGGGAGAAGCUCAUGGACACGGUCAAGGCGACCUUCGAUGGCAAGCUCGACAUCCUGAUGAAUAACGCGGGGCAGGUGUUCUUCAAGGCGGCGGCGGAGUGCACGGCGGAGGACUACUCGCAUGUGAUGGCGACCAACUUGGAGUCAAGCUUCCAUCUCUGA